GUUGACGUAUCGGUGUACACGGUCCUUCAGCGGCGGUGAUCGGUUUAGCAUAGGGAUUUACUGAACGAUAGAGUAGGUUUUUCUGAUCUAGAUACCAUUGUUGCUAGGCGCUUCAGUAGCCGUCGAAGUCUGCCACAUCGGAUGGUAGACCCCAACCUAACCUAACCUAAUGAACGAUGAUUGAUUGCAAUAUUUCAUCCCGCUGGUAGUACAGAAUUGCUACUCGAGACGCAGUGAUGAUGACUACCUGAUUACCAUGAUUUUUUUGCAUAGGGUAUUAACAGUAACUACUAACUUUUCAAAGCUGAACCUGAAGAUGAUGGAUAGAGUUGAAUUCCUGACCUGGUUCUCAAAGGUCGUGGACAGAGAUUUACAUGCUGAUUCAUUUUAAGGGUAGUUUAUCACUAUCCCAUGUGGACUAUGCUGAGUGGGAUGCCCCUGGAUUUAAAGGGGAAAAAACAGGGGGAAAAGGGCAACUCACUCGACUCGGGAAAGGCUACCUCUAAUUACUGCUAAGAACGCGUGAGAAGGUUUUGAAUCAAUUUUUUUUUAACAUGCUGAGUUGAGUGCUACAAUGAAUCAUGUGAAACUCAAGAAAAGUUGAUCCAUUAUAUGCUGCUACGCAGUGUUCACCGUGUCUUUUGCUUCAAAAUUCAAAAAAAAACGAUGAAUGCUACAAGCUAGUAUGGCAAAAUGGAGGAUGAAAUCUAAAUCAGCGAGACCUGCGAGUUUCACUGCUGUCGAAUGAUGAAACUAAAAAUAUAAAACCACGCUCUGGCACUUCUUGACUCAUAGAAGCGUAGCAGAGCGAUGACAAGGGAGAAUGAGAGAGAAAAAAACAAAACGGCGACUAUGGCUCAUUUACCAGUUUAUUUGUUGAUAUCCAAGAAAAAGAUAUAUAAGCGAAGAUCUUCAAGAUGACAUCAUCUUCUGCGUCCUCUACGAUAAUGAAGCCUCGCGCGCACACCCUGAUGAUACCGCCGUCAGGGUUCAAGUUCGUACCAAAGUUACGGCUAUCAACUCAAAGAAUCUCAAGCCUCUGCUUGCUGUGCAAAGUACUACAUUAAGAUGUAGAGAAGAUCUUCUUUAUUCGUCCUCUAAGAAAAGGUGAACUGUGUGGUCAGAUCUUCUUCAUUCUUCCUCUAAGAAAAGGUGAAGUGUGUGGUCAGCCUGGGUGCUUCGAGUGUUACGACAUAUGGUGCGACCGAUGUGAAUCGAAGGAUAGACGCAUCAUAGAACUGGAGAUGAGGAAUAAUGAAUUGGUGAAACACAUCACGCUAUUGCAGUCGAAACUUUUUCCGAUGGCGGAAAAAGCGGCCGGGAGUGCGGCUGGUGGUGGAGGGGGUAGGUGAACUAGAAUUCAAGAGAAACAUACAUUUGGAAUUGGAUUUGGAAAUUUCAGAAAAUGUUUCUGGCCACCACAAGGGGCACGAUACGACUCGCAAGUAUCAGACAAGUGGAAGACAGCAUGAAGGACUAGCCACAAGGAAAUAAGAAGAGAAGCUAUAGCAACAACGACCAAAGGCGCCUAGAUUCUCUAUUCUUUCUAAGUACUUCCAAGAGUGAAUCUGAUCGUAGUUAUGCAGUUGUACAAGCAUGAUAAUAUGGGUGCCAUCACUGGUUUUUCGUUUAUUUCAGUUGACAAAAAUUUGUUACAUUAUGAUUAUUCUUGUACUUGUUUGCCUUUGCGCGUGCGCCAAGGCGAGAAGUCUGAGGGAUACAAG
Molecule: messenger RNA, 1724 nt
Organism: Amoebophrya sp. A25
Lineage: Eukaryota; Dinophyceae; Syndiniales; Amoebophryaceae
Source: the annotation of a GenBank genome assembly